AUGAAUGUUGCGAUCUUCGAAGUUCGUUUUGGUAUCGGCGAUGAGGGCGAUCAUCCAAUUGAAGCUCUUUCUUUUCAUCAACCAAAGUUUUGUCCAACAGCCACUUGGAAUUCUAAUGGAAUCACUUGGGCUAAUCGACCAAUUGUUGGUUCUCAGCGUCUCGCCAUUUUUGUGAACAUGAACAACACAAUCUAUGUCGCUAAUGGAGCAAAAAACCAAAUUUUAGUGUGGCAUGAAGAGAAUGUUAAUCCAACAACGAUCAUUUCUGGCAGUUUUACCAAACCCCGUUCUCUCUUCGUAACAACGAAUGGUGAUAUAUAUAUUGAUAAUGGACAAACGAAUGGUGAAGUGCAGAAAUGGAUAGCCGAAACAAAUACUUUUGUCACUGUAAUGAAUGUCAACUCAUCAUGUUUUGGGUUGUUUGUCGAUAGAAAUGAUACUCUUUACUGUUCAAUGUAUAAUCAUCAUCAAGUUGUGAAGAAAUCGUUGAAUGAUCAUGUGGUGACACCCGCUGCUGGUACAGGUAUUCUAGGAUUCGCCUCGAAUGAACUUUCUAUGCCGACUGGAAUCUUUGUCGAUGUGAACUUUGAUUUAUAUGUGGGAGAUUGUGUAAAUAAUCGAAUUCAGUUGUUUCAGUCAGGAGAAUCAUAUUGCAUCACAGUGGCUGGAAGUGGAUCAUCAAAUCCAACAAUUACACUUCUUAAUCCAACAGGAAUUGUCUUAGAUGCGGAGAAGUACUUAUUCAUUGUGGAUACUGGCAAUCAUCGCAUUGUUCGUUCAGGGUUGAAUGGUUUUCGAUGUUUAGUUGGAUGUCAUGGAAUGGGUUCACAAUCCAAGCAAUUGAAUGUACCAACUAGUUUUAGUUUCGAUCGUUCUGGAAACAUGUUUGUUACUGAUGAACAUAAUCAUCGAAUUCAAAAAUUUGUAUUGAUGAAAGAUUGUUUUGUGUGGCAUGAAGAGAAUGUUAAUCCAACAACGAUCAUUUCUGGCAGUUUUACCAAACCCCGUUCUCUCUUCGUAACAACGAAUGGUGAUAUAUAUAUUGAUAAUGGACAAACGAAUGGUGAAGUGCAGAAAUGGAUAGCCGAAACAAAUACUUUUGUCACUGUAAUGAAUGUCAACUCAUCAUGUUUUGGGUUGUUUGUCGAUAGAAAUGAUACUCUUUACUGUUCAAUGUAUAAUCAUCAUCAAGUUGUGAAGAAAUCGUUGAAUGAUCAUGUGGUGACACCCGCUGCUGGUACAGGUAUUCUAGGAUUCGCCUCGAAUGAACUUUCUAUGCCGACUGGAAUCUUUGUCGAUGUGAACUUUGAUUUAUAUGUGGGAGAUUGUGUAAAUAAUCGAAUUCAGUUGUUUCAGUCAGGAGAAUCAUAUUGCAUCACAGUGGCUGGAAGUGGAUCAUCAAAUCCAACAAUUACACUUCUUAAUCCAACAGGAAUUGUCUUAGAUGCGGAGAAGUACUUAUUCAUUGUGGAUACUGGCAAUCAUCGCAUUGUUCGUUCAGGGUUGAAUGGUUUUCGAUGUUUAGUUGGAUGUCAUGGAAUGGGUUCACAAUCCAAGCAAUUGAAUGUACCAACUAGUUUUAGUUUCGAUCGUUCUGGAAACAUGUUUGUUACUGAUGAACAUAAUCAUCGAAUUCAAAAAUUUAUAUAUGAGGAAAAUCUUUGUGGUAAGUUGAAGAAUAACCGAAUGAGGUCAUGA
Didymodactylos carnosus is the source of this 1698-nucleotide messenger RNA. NCBI's taxonomy places the organism in Eukaryota, Metazoa, Rotifera, Eurotatoria, Philodinida, Philodinidae. The record is from the annotation of a GenBank genome assembly.